AAUUCAACAUGGCUUUUGCUUGUAGCACAGCUUGUAGCUAGUAGCAGCAAGCGAGAGUAAUUUUGACGAGUUUUGUGUUAUAAUAAUAUUACCUGACAUCAGGGAUAAUUUAAGUUACAAUUUGAGUUUCAACCAAAGUUCUUAUCUUGUUUAAGCAUUUAUUACCUAAUUAUUACUCGACGAGUUUUGAUUCUGUGUAAUUAGACUUCAUUUUAUCGUUCUUGCUAGGCGCAGGUGAGGUGAUAAAAGUUAUCAGUUAUAAAUUAAAGAUGAAUUAAACAAUUGUUGCCGGGAAUUUCUUCAUCAAUGAACGGAUAAUUUUACUUUUGGUAAAUAUAACUAGAUGGAAGCUGUUUUAAGUCAAUAAUGAGGAGUACACAAUGAAGGAGAUGGUAGGAGGCUGCUGCGUGUGCUCAGACGAGCGCGGUUGGCCAGACAACCCGCUUGUCUACUGUGAUGGAAAUGGAUGCACGGUGGCUGUCCACCAAGCGUGUUAUGGAAUAGUUACAGUACCCACAGGACCGUGGUAUUGUCGAAAGUGUGAGAGUCCGGACACCAAGACUAAAGUUCGCUGUGAACUAUGUCCGUCUAAGUCUGGUGCACUGAAGAGGUCUGAUACAGGAGGAUGGGCUCACGUGGUGUGUGCCCUGUACAUACCAGAGGUCAGGUUCGGCAAUGUCACCUCCAUGGAACCUAUUGUGUUGCGACUCAUACCACCAGAGAGAUAUAAUAAGACAUGCUACAUCUGCCAAGAUGUGGGCAAGACGCAUCGCGCCACUGCUGGUGCAUGCAUGCAGUGCAACAAAUCUGGUUGCAAGCAACAAUUCCAUGUGACAUGUGCUCAAGGUCUAGGCCUUCUCUGCGAGGAAGCCGGGAACUACCUGGACAAUGUCAAGUACUGCGGAUAUUGCCAACAUCAUUACGGUAAACUGAAAAAGGGCGGUAAUGUAAAGACCAUCCCGCCGUACAAGCCGGUGUCGCACGACAGUCAGUCGAGCGACUCCAGCUGCGAGAAGGAGGGCGAAGCCUCCAGCUCGCCCAAGGCUAGCGGCGCCGCGACGCCCACGCACGCCGCCAAGUCGAAAGGGCCGGGUCGCAAGUCGUCUCACGCUACGAGCACCGUCGUGUCGGGCAAGAGUACUCCGAACUCGUCCAAGACUCCCAAUCCUAGUCAGCCUAUGGACAUGUCUCAAGACGCGACUGACUGUGGUCCCGUGACGCGCAAACAUAAGGCGUCGGACAAAAGUGGUAAACUGCACCACUCCUCGGACAAGAAGAAGCCGUCUCCGUCACGCCGUGGCUCCUCGGCCGACGGGGGCUCCGGGAGCAAAAGCAGCACCCCGGCGCCUUCGCCCCAGCAUACCACUGAGGCCUCCAAUACUCAGACUGGGAAAGCAUCUGGCAGUUCCACCCCGGCUGGUCCGUCAAAGGUGGCUCCGCCGUCAGCGUCUCCCAGCAAGCCGGCCGAGGCAGUGGGGGUGAUCAGCUCGGUGGCGCAGGCCGCUGCCUCUGUAUCCACCAUCACUACCAAUCCGACCAGUGCCCCAAUCACGGCCUCGGUGGUCCAAGUCCCGACUUCAAAGCCGACUUACCAAGAGUCUGUGAUCACUAACACAGAUCUGGUAGAAACCAAACAGACCAAGAAACGCAAGGCCAUUGCCGCGGCGAAUAAUAUGAAUGCGCCCGUAGAUUAUACUUCUAACACUCCUCCUUCUACGGCGGGUGAGGCGGGCACUCAGGGCGGCGUGUGGGAAGCCACCCACGUACAACCCGACGUGCCGCUGGAACCCAUUGACAAAAUUAUUAAAAAGGCAAAGACAGACUGUCUGGAAGCUAUACCGGUGCCGACUUCGCACUUCGCUAGCGUGAGCCCGGCAGCUCCGCCGCCGCCGCCUCCGCCGGCACACAGCCCGGCCUCCAAUCCUAGUCCUAGGCACCUUGCUAGCCCAAUGCCGGGCCCGAGCGGAAUCAAUCAAGUGUCCAAUAUUCGUUCUCCUUCAACGCCACAGGGCGGCAAGGAUCGCGAGGGACCGGCUUCGCUGCUGGUGUCGGUGCCGCUCCCCUCCACCAGCCACGGGCUCAACCUCACCGCGCACUCACAGGUAAAUGACAUGCCAGGACCAUCGCCGCAUAUUUUUCAUCAACCGCAAAAACAAGCUGCCAUGGAUACUGGCAUGACAGGGCAUUCACCGCAUGCACUCUCCGGGCGUUCCUGGGGUGGACUCAACGUUGCCUAUGAAAUGCAGCAAGAUCCUAACAAACCUGGUAUGAGUGGGAUGGCCGGGCCCAGCAAGCAGGAAAUGGGGCCGGUGGGCAUGGUGCCUAUGCCUCCUACCACAGUUAGGAACAAGAAACGUGCUGCAAUGGCUACCUCCGUCGUCGCCAUGGCUAAUACAGCUUCCGCUAUACAGACCAUGACGACUCAGAGCCUGGCCAGCGUGCGUCGUCAGCCGCAGCCGACGCCGCCGCCCAUAUAUUCGGAGACCACUCCUCCGAGUUCGCCUGGCUCUGAAAGACCAUUGAAGCCUAAGAUGGAUUCAAAACUGACUUCGUGCACAGCCCCACACAUGCUGGGCAACGAGCUGAACCCUGAAAGCGGGGCUGCGGCCUGUCUUCAGGAGCAGUUGACUGCCGAGUUGGCAGCCCAUGCCGCGGGUACUUCCGUCGGAGACGCUCUCGUACCGCCGCCGCUUAUUAAUAAGGCUGCUUCUGGUGGAAGCAUCAGCUCGGGUCGUUCCUCUAGCGCCCAAAGCCUCGACCAGCUGCUAGAACGCCAAUGGGAACAAGGCUCCCAAUUCCUCAUGGAACAGGCCCAGCAUUUCGACAGUGCAUCGAGUUACCACCCAUAUUUGAGACGCGAAGCAUUACUUACGGAGGCCGCUGUCGCUUCGCUGUUAUCAUGCCUCCACCAACUGCGCACAGAGAAUGUUCGUCUGGAGGAACACGUAGGAAGUCUACUACAGCGGCGCGAUCACCUUCUAGCCGUUAACGCCCGCCUAGCUAUACCCCUCACAACUGUGACUACAGGGCCGCCGGAGCCGUCGCGAUGUCCCCGCGAGAACGGGCCUCCGAUGGUCCCAGUGCGGGCUCCGCCGCCGCCGCGUGCUGAGACUGUCACCUCCGAUCGGCCCCAUCAGCUGAUAAUGCGCGAGGUGCAGCAGAAGCCCAGCUGAAAGGAAGCGGGUGGCGGCGGAGGCGGCGACGUCGCCGUCCCGGGCCCGUCGGCGGCCAGCCCGGCGGCGCUGCGCACCGUCCAGACCUUCAUCAUGCUAGAGCAACGACGCAGGGCCGACUUCUCCAUCGACUCCAUACUCAAGUUCGACAAUUAAACCACAUACACCUACCACUUAAAAUUUAACUUGGACAUGACAGUCACAUUCCCCAAACCUCUUUAGUAAUUCACAUAACACACCCACAUAUAGCGUACAGUUAAACUUUGCUACUCCAAAGCACUAGUGACGAGACUCUUCACGAUAGACAACAUAUACAAAACAUUACAACCUCCACAGCGUUAGUUACGAAACUGUCAUUGUACACAAGUUAAACUUUAAGAAGUAAACAAUGAUCAAGUGGCGGAAUUUGUACGAAAUCAGUGUCUGCGUUGUUGACGUCUGUGAGUCGUUGCGCGGCUCCAUCACGUUGCCACCUAAAGGACUCAGCUCGACACCCGUCGGCUACAAACGAUCUGUGUGACUCCGACACUAUCCUAGUUAUUAACUUCUAAAUGUUAUCCUAGAUUAACGCACUGUGCGUUGUAUUUUUGGGCGGUUUCAGCGUUUUACGUCGUGUCGAGGUUGAUAUCUUGAAUGCUGCUGAUCUACUGCCGAAGCGCAACCGAUGCUUUCUUCAGCACUUUGUAUCUGACGAGUAUUUAUAAGAGUAAACUAUUAAGCAUUAAUGAUAUUGUUUCUGUUGUCAACUUUUUGUGCCUACAUAGAAUAGGCGUCCCUUUCGGACCAAAGUUGGCAACGUCUCUAUCGCGUAACAUUAUGUCUGUCUGUUAGUGACAUAGUGUAGGUACGCGAUACGUCGGUUGCCGCUUCGGCGCAGGUCGCAGAUCACGGCACCACCGACUGAGUAGAUUACGCGAAGUGUGGUAUAUUCUAUAAGUGUUAUAAAUUCGACUGGAUCAACAACAUUGUACUCCUGAUCGAUGCGGCCGUUCUUUUGAACGACGCAAGCGAUUAAAUGUUUAGUAUUAAGAUUUCGUACUAAAUGUAUUUAGCUAGGUACGAAAACAUGUGGCGAUGUGGGAAGUAAACUUUCCACCAGUCAUUAAAUUAAUGUUCCAAAUGCAGGAAAAUAUUCCUUUACUAAGGUCCAAAGGUAUUGAAACUUGUAGACUGGGGGUACGGAACAUUUUAUGAUGUUCGAAUGUGACUCGAAUCAUACGUAUGUCGGGAUCGCGAACUUAUUGAUUGCAUAUAUUGGAGUUGUUGGCCUGGACACAUAAUCAAGGAACGUUGCAAAUCAUUACAUGACGAUGCAUGAUUUGAUUAUUUACUCAUAAAUGUUACUUGUGUGUUAGUUGUUAAUUGUAAAUUAAUAAUUGUACUUGCAGUAUUUCAAUUGAUGACCGGCACACAGCUUGGUAAUAGUUGUUCUUCAUGACGUAGGAGUGGGGUCGCGUCUCACUGCUGUUCUAUUCUAUAGGUCGCCGUCGAUAUAUUUCACAAUUAUAAUAAGGAUUAGUGUACCGAUUAAGUAAAUAUUGUUACGAACUGGGACUAAAUUUAUACAAUUUUACACCUAAACACAGUGUCACAAUUCAUCAUCAUUCGCUAGAAUUGUUCAUGUCAUAUUUGUUACAUACAUUCAUUGAACAUAAAUAAAUGUUUUCAUUCAUUCACUAGGAAUUUUCCAUUCAUUAACUUUUUUGUAAACUUGAGAACAUUCACGUAGCAGAUUUCUGUAACAAUAUAAACUAUGUGUUGUUCAUGGAUGUACCGUAAAUAUAAUAUGUGUUAGGUAAUAACAAUAGUUAUAAUUGUACUCAGAGAGUAACUUCUAUAGCCCGGUGUUUAGAUAGGACGCGGCCCUAGCUGAUUAUUUCGUAAUAGUUUACGAGCACACAUUCAGUAUUAUAAUAGAUUACGUUCCUUUAAGAUUGUGUAUAGGUGUUUCUUCAUCAGCCUUUUUUGUCCCACGACGGGACACAGGCCCCUUCUCAUACAGAGAAGGACUGAGCGUCAAAAACCAUGUGUUCACAAGGCGGAUGGGCGAUUUCAGAAAUUAAACUCCAGGUUUUUUCAAGAUGGUUCUAUUCACCAUCAUUCAGUCCAAAGUGUCGAAUAUAGAAAGUACAUAAAGAUACGUUCUUUAACCUGGAAUCCAACCCGCACACUUGUAAUUGAGAGGCAUUUUUCAUAUAGGUGUUUACAUCAGAUAUAGAUAUGUGUUGUCGAAAGCGGUGCGGGCUUGCGGGGGUCGGGUGGCCUUGUGUAGCAUGUAUACGCAACACGAGGAAACUGACUGUUUUAUAUGUUAAGCUAAAAGCCCGAACACUAACACUUUUGUAAUCAUUGUUCAUUUUGAAUUUGAAAUCACUAAGCCAUUACACAACAGAAUAAGAACCAAUACAAAACCAACUGUUGGGCAGUAGUCUACCAGAUAUCAUACACCUAAAACACUAUCAUUGAGGCAAAUCCUCAGAUUAACUAACACAGAGCUUUUACAGCAACAUUUUAGCGAGUCCAGCACCAGCAAAUACUUAUUAUGUAGCCGAACUUUACGUAAUUGUAUCGUUAAACAUUAUAUAGUAAGUUCAAUAUUGUCGAUCGAUGUACAUCUAUAUAUCGGUGUUAAAUGUUUCGUGGUUCAUGUUCGUUUCACUACAUCAAUAUUGAAUGUUUCAUUGUGUAUUCUUUAGCCGGGCCAGUCAAUUGCUGUGGCCGUCUGUUAGCAUACUCUCGAAGUUCAGAGCUUUCUGUGUUGUCCCAGGCCAUUUAAUCCAGGUUUAAAAUAGUAGAUGAACCUAAUAGAGAAUUUAAGUCCGUAUUAAUACUUGCGCAAGCAGACAUCGUUGCGUUCUAGCUGCUAUUUUCAGUAAUCUGUUCAUCCUGAAUAUUGUUGACAUGAGUUUUUUAACUGUGUCAGGAUACUAAGGUGAGAUGUUGAAAGUAGUACUUAGUAAACGUGUGUCUGUCUGCGCAAGAUGUAGUGUCAGUAAUUAAGAUGUUCACUGAUGUUAAUCCCUGGGAUGGUAGUAAUGAUCCCACUGCACUUGUCUGAGGCAGUCCUAUACUUUCCCAUGUUUUUUUUUACAGUAGUUAUAACCUAGCCUCACGACACUCACUAGAUCGACUCCUGAUACGUAUCUCCCAGGAAACUAACACUAUUACAUACUGACUUCAAUCUCAAAAUGCAUAAUUGAUUGCUAAAAUCAAUCUCGCAUAAAAUUGCGACGUUUACCCUUUUUUUCUUAUUUUGAACUUACUUUUUUUAUUUUGAACUUAUUUUUUCUAUUUUUUUUGUGUUUACUUUAUUUUAAAGUAAACAUUUUUUUGUAUAGACGUCUCAAUGCAGCGUCGUUUUUUUUAUCUGCUAAGUUCCUUGUUCAGGCUCACCUCAAAUAGGAAGCUACAUUUUUUCUAUCUAAAAAAGAUCGUCAGAUCUUUCGUUGUGUUAUAUAUAAACCUUUGUUUUUUUAUUUAAACUUAACGUGAGGGUAAAAUAGUAUCUAUUGAAAAUAACUUGAAAUGUUUGAGACAUUCAAGUCUGAGUUUAAACAAAGUUUAAUGUAGAUGAAACGUUUCGGUGCAGCAGUGUAAUCUUACGCUUCGUUUCCAAACAAAGAAAUAUGUUUUGUUGAAAAUUACCUUAUUAUAUAUAAUCUUUAAGUUGUUUUAAGUGUCUCGUUUUUUAACCAAUUUGCGACAGUUCAUAAUAGUGUCUAUCUGGACUGAAUCUUUCGCAACGGAAUUGGUGAAAUAUUUUUGAAUAGGUUAGUGUGCUUAGACCAUUGUAAACUUCAUUCGAAGUGAUCUCAGUCAAUUGUACUGAUUGUUCACGAUUUCAUAUUCUUACUGUGUACCAAACAUGUUAAAAAAUAUCCUAUACUUAAAUCUUGAUUCAAAUUAUUCGAUUAUAACACAGUAAAAAUAUGAUCUCGUAUUAGAGGGAAUCGUAAAGGAAAAUUAUGACUGAUUGUUUAUAAUUAGUUUUAAUCAUUUAUUUGGUUCCGUAUAUAGUUAAAGUUAAGUUAGAGAACUCUGGUGAUUACAUUUGAUUGCAUUUAUUGGAUCUAUCAACUCCAGUCAAUUACCAAAUGUAACACAACUACCUUGAUUAAACGAAAUCACUACAAA
Molecule: messenger RNA, 7307 nt
Organism: Helicoverpa zea (corn earworm)
Lineage: Eukaryota; Metazoa; Arthropoda; Insecta; Lepidoptera; Noctuidae
Product: protein AF-10-like
Exons: 27
Coding region: 381-3173 (930 amino acids)
Biological process (GO): regulation of transcription by RNA polymerase II
Cellular component (GO): nucleus
Molecular function (GO): nucleosome binding; histone binding
Source: RefSeq, a predicted model, not a curated record